AUGGAAGUGUUGAUCAAUAUUGAUGAAGAUGAAAAGAUAGAGUUGUAUGAUGAUUUACAAUCGAUUCCAAUCGAUUUUCAAAAUGCAUUUUGCAGAAAAGGCACUUAUGAAUUAUUUUACUGUGGAUCUGAGAGAGCUGGAAAGUCAACUAUGAUCCAAUUCCUCUUCUCACGGUAUGAGAAUGGCAAAUGUGAAGAUCAAUAUCCAUUUUACUUCAUGGAUUAUCUUUGGCCUUGGCUCGAUGAAGCCGAAAUUAUGUAUCUAUAUUCCAUUGAAAAAGACUCCUGUUCAAAUGAAACGCAGUCGAUGUAUUAUUACAGGCCGCCGAAACAAGCUAAAAUUGACAAAUGCAAACCGAGAUAUGGACCUAAAGCGCAAAAAUAUCGAUAA
Molecule: messenger RNA, 390 nt
Organism: Adineta ricciae
Lineage: Eukaryota; Metazoa; Rotifera; Eurotatoria; Adinetida; Adinetidae
Source: the annotation of a GenBank genome assembly